Cariama cristata (Red-legged seriema) is the source of this 1205-nucleotide messenger RNA. It is a transcript of the gene FBP2, whose product is annotated as fructose-1,6-bisphosphatase 2. Lineage: Eukaryota; Metazoa; Chordata; Aves; Cariamiformes; Cariamidae. Gene Ontology annotation, biological process: gluconeogenesis; fructose metabolic process; sucrose biosynthetic process. The transcript has 8 exons. Gene Ontology annotation, molecular function: fructose 1,6-bisphosphate 1-phosphatase activity. Gene Ontology annotation, cellular component: cytosol; cytoplasm. The record is from RefSeq and is a predicted model, not a curated record. The coding region runs from base 133 to 1155 and encodes 340 amino acids.
CCCCUGGGAUGUGCCACACACCUUCAAAACCCUCGUCUACAGCAGAGGCCAAAAGAGGCUACUCAGGAUCUCAACGCAGCAAGAAAGAGUCUCAUCCAGCCGAGAAGACAGGAACUCUGGUACCCAGCAAAAAUGUCUGACAAAACCCCCUUCGAAACGGAUAUGCUGACGCUCACGCGAUUCGUUAUGGAGAAGGGCCGCCGCGUUAAAGGAGCGACAGGGGAGCUGACACAGCUGCUCAACUCCAUGCUGACUGCCAUAAAGGCCAUUUCCUCCGCAGUCAGAAAGGCAGGCCUUGCCCACAUGUUUGGUAUAGCUGGCACCGUGAACGUGACCGGUGACGAAGUGAAGAAGUUGGACGUAUUAUCCAACUCCCUGGUGAUUAAUAUGCUUCAGUCCUCCUACAGCACCUGCGUCCUGGUCACGGAGGAGAACAAGGAGGCCAUCAUCAUCCCCAAGGAGAAGCGGGGUAAAUAUGUGGUGUGCUUUGACCCCCUUGAUGGCUCAUCCAAUAUAGACUGCUUGGCACCAAUAGGAACAAUAUUUGCUAUCUACAAAAAGGAAACAGAUGACGAGCCCUCUGAAAAAGAUGCUUUGCAGCCCGGACGCAAUAUUGUUGCUGCAGGCUAUGCCUUGUACGGCAGCGCUACACUGGUUGCCCUCUCCACAGGGCAAGGAGUGGACUGCUUCAUGCUCGAUCCGGGUCUUGGUGAAUUUAUUUUGGUGGACAGAGAUGUUAAAAUCAAGAAGAAAGGGAAGAUAUACAGUCUCAAUGAAGGUUAUGCAAAGUAUUUUGAUCCUGCAAUGACAGAAUAUUUACAAAAGAAGAAAUUCCCUGAGGAUGGCAGUUCCCCAUAUGGUGCCAGAUACGUGGGCUCCAUGGUAGCUGAUGUUCACCGUACAUUGAUGUACGGUGGGAUCUUCAUGUAUCCUGCUAAUCAGAAGAGUCCUAAAGGAAAGCUCCGACUUCUCUACGAGUGCAACCCUAUGGCUUUCAUCAUCGAGCAGGCAGGUGGGGUGGCGACUACAGGGACGGAGGCGGUGUUGGAUGUGAAACCUGAGAGUAUUCACCAGAGAGUCCCUCUUAUCCUUGGUUCUCCAGACGACGUGCAAGAAUACCUCGCUUGUGUACAGAAACACCAGAAGAGCAGCUAAAGGCUUUUCUGCAUCAGACCUUGCUUAUCUGUCUUCUGUCUACAUGAAAA